CUGGGAAGCCGCUGGUGCUGUGGCAAUUGGAGUCUGUUCUCGGGCCUGAGGCUCGAGGCCAGGCUCCUGGGUGUCGUUAAUGUUCGGGGCCGCCGGGCGCCAACCGAUCGGAGCUCCAGCCGCCGGGAACAGCUGGCAUUUCAGUCGAACCAUGGAAGAACUGGUUCAUGAUCUUGUCUCAGCCCUGGAGGAGAGCUCGGAGCAAGCUCGAGGUGGAUUUGCCGAAACUGGAGACCAUUCCCGAAGUAUCUCUUGCCCUCUGAAACGCCAGGCCAGGAAACGGAGAGGGAGAAAACGGAGGUCGUAUAAUGUUCAUCACCCGUGGGAGACCGGUCACUGCUUAAGUGAAGGCUCUGAUUCUAGUUUAGAAGAACCAAGCAAGGACUAUAGAGAGAAUCACAAUAAUAAUAAAAAAGAUCACAGUGACUCUGACGACCAAAUGUUAGUGGCAAAGCGCAGGCCAUCGUCGAACUUAAAUAAUAACGUUCGAGGGAAAAGACCUCUCUGGCAUGAGUCUGAUUUUGCCGUGGACAGCCUUGGGAACAGAACUCUGCGCAGGAGGAGGAAGGUCAAGCGCAUGGCAGUGGACUUCCCGCAGGACAGCGCUAACAAGCGAACGGUGACCCAGCCCCUCGAAGGCUGUAGAGAUCAGGACAUGGACCAUGACAACAGAGCUUACCAAUGUCACGAGUUUACCAAGAGCAAGGUCAAGAAGAGGAAAUUGAAAAUAGUUAGACAAGGACCCAAAAUCCAAGAUGAAGGAGUAGUCUUAGAAAGUGAGGAAACGAGCCAGACCAAUAAGGACAAAAUGGGAUACGAAGAGCAAAAAGUCUCAGAUGAACUCAUGAGUGAAAGUGAAUCCAGCAGUCUCAGCAGCACUGAUGCUGGCUUGUUUACCAAUGAUGAGGGAAGACAAGGUGAUGAUGAGCAGAGCGACUGGUUUUAUGAAAAGGAAUCAGGGGGAGCUUGUGGCAUCACUGGAGUCAUUCCCUGGUGGGAAAAGGAAGAUCCUACUGAUCUGGACAAAAAUUUACCAGAUCCUGUCUUUGAAAGUAUCCUAACUGGUUCUUUCCCCCUUAUGUCACAUCCGGGAAGAAGAGGUUUCCAAGCCAGACUCAGUCGCCUUCAUGGAAUGCCUUCCAAGAAUAUUAAAAAAUCGGGAGGGACCCCAACUUCAAUGGUGACCACUCCUGGCCCAGUCAGUAACAAGAGAAUGGUUCACUUCUCCCCAGAUUCUCAUCACCAUGACCAUUGGUUUAGCCCUGGGGCUAGGACAGAGCAUGGCCAGCAUCAGCUUCUGAGAGACAACCGAGCUGAAAGAGGACACAAGAAAAACUGUUCUGUGAAAACAGCCAGCAGGCAAACAAGCAUGCAUUUAGGAUCCCUAUGCACUGGAGACAUCAAACGGAGAAGAAAAGCUGCACCUUUGCCUGGACCUACUACAGCAGGAUUUGUAGGAGAAAACGCCCAGCCAAUCCUAGAAAACAACAUUGGAAAUCGAAUGCUUCAGAAUAUGGGCUGGACACCUGGGUCAGGUCUCGGACGAGAUGGCAAGGGGAUCGCUGAGCCGAUUCAAGCCAUGCAGAGGCCAAAAGGAUUAGGACUUGGAUUUCCUCUACCAAAAAGCAUCCCCACAGCCACUGCCUCCCAUUCAGGAAAAUCCGCCUGAGACGAAAAGCAAAGAAGAGAUGUUUUACCAGUUGCAUUUGCGCUAUGUAUCCCGUUGUUCUAAAAUUACAACAUAGCUUCUAUUUUUGAAGCCGAAAUCUAACAUCAAAGCCUCAGACUUGUCACUCUAGCUUCCUAGCUGCGCACGGUUCUGCCACAAUGAUAGAAAUGGGAUUUCAUCACAAUUCAUGGUGCUAAACACCUUUACCUUUUAAAAAUGUUCAGCAAUUUACAUUCUAGGUGUAAAGAACAGCUCAAUUUGUCUUAUUUAUUUUGAUCCUGUAUGUCAGUAAUUUCUAAUGCUUUAGCUUGAUUCACUCGUGUGUGCUCCAUGCCCUGGCAACUGAGCACGCCCACAUGUUUCUAAAAUGGGAUUAGCCGGAAAGGGUUGUGUUUCACAUCAGCCCUGUCUGUUGUAACCGAAAACACCUAUCAUCACAUCAGGGAAGUCCUAAGCACAUCUUUGUUUGAAAGGCUGGCCAAUUUCACAUUCCCUGAAUAUGGCUUUUUGGUUAGGAUUCUCUAACAGGGUGACACCCAUUGUCUAUCCUUGGACAGUGUAGUAUGAAGUUCACAGUUGACACACAGCAAUUAAUGUUUCCCUCUGACAUGUCGACAAAAAUAAACCUCAUCGUUGUGAUCACCAGAGUGCCCUCAACAUGACUUCAAUGCGGAUUUUAUAAAUUUUACCUCAUUUAGAACAUAAAAUAAUUAUGGAGAGGAAAAUAUUUUUUAAAUUCACCAUGACUGAACUGUAAAUUCCAUUAAUCUAGACUUCCUUCUACCUCUUUCUUCCCAAAGGUUGAUAUUUUUUUAAGAUCAACUCAACUGUAGUAAACUGAUUUUAAAUUUUAACCAUCAGAGUAAGUUAGAAUAUCGACUCAAUUUAUUCGAAGAUUUAAGUGGCUCUCCCAAGAAUUCAGAUUUCUGGCAAUGGUCCAGCCCAUAUACAAGGUGAACAAAAAAUGAAUGGUACUGAUUUGCCCUUUCUAACAUCUAAGCAGUUACCUUCAAACCAAGCAAAACAAGUCAUUUUUACUUUGUGCCUCGUGUUGUUAUAUCUGAAUCACCUGCUUCCUAACGUCAGAGAUUCUAAAUUGCUCUUAGUUUAGAUGUUGAUUAGCUGUCUUCAUUAUUAAGGACUAAUAAUAAUAUUCUCUUUAUAAUGGCCUUUGUUGGUUGAGUGAAGGCCAAGAUAGCUCACGUGACUCACCCUUCUAAUGUUAUCUUUUUAACCCUUUAUUUUUCUAGAGUAGUUUUAGGUUCACAGCAAAAUUAUGGGGAAGGUACAGAGAUCCCCUGCUCCCACGCAUGCACAGCCUCCCCUGUUACAAACUUCCCUCACCAGAGUGGGACACUGUUACAAUUGAUGAACCUACGUUGACGCAUCAAAAUCACCCAAAGUCCACAGUCAGUAUUUACAGUUCACUUUUGGUAUUGAACACUCUAUGGGCUUGGACAAACGUAUAAUGACAUGUCUGCACCAUUAUGGUCUCAUACAGAGUAGUUUUACUGUGAUAAAAUUCCUCUGGGCUCCUGUCUAAUAGGCUUUUGGAAAUUUGUCAAUCCCCCAAGAGUUUUUUAAAGGGGGGAGAGGAGGUUUGUGCAUGUAAUAGACCUGUCCCAGGUGGUCCCCUGAAGAAAAUACUGCCAGUUAGGGAGAGGAAGUUCAGCCUGCUAUCGGAAAGGCCUCAUGGUUUGCCAGAUUUCCUUUUAAGGACGCGUUCCUUUUAAGAAUUAUCUU
Lagenorhynchus albirostris (white-beaked dolphin) is the source of this 3412-nucleotide messenger RNA. It is a transcript of the gene GPATCH2, whose product is annotated as G-patch domain containing 2. Gene Ontology annotation, molecular function: nucleic acid binding. The transcript is spliced from 10 exons. The record is from RefSeq and is a predicted model, not a curated record. The coding region runs from base 80 to 1669 and encodes 529 amino acids. Lineage: Eukaryota; Metazoa; Chordata; Mammalia; Artiodactyla; Delphinidae.